Messenger RNA from Malus domestica (apple), 2333 nucleotides. RefSeq names its product tRNA A64-2'-O-ribosylphosphate transferase. Gene Ontology annotation, cellular component: cytoplasm. The record is from RefSeq and is a predicted model, not a curated record. Gene Ontology annotation, biological process: charged-tRNA amino acid modification. Gene Ontology annotation, molecular function: tRNA adenosine(64)-2'-O-ribosylphosphate transferase activity. Lineage: Eukaryota; Viridiplantae; Streptophyta; Magnoliopsida; Rosales; Rosaceae.
CACCCUCGAGCUAAAGUUAUUUGUACGACAAGACAACCUAUUCAAUCUGGGCCGCCGCAGUUCUAACUCUCAUAACUCCCAACCGCCACCGCUCAUAUCGACGAAAUUAAGAAACAGAAUCUCCCAGAACUCCAAAGUCCGAUUUCAAUGGAAGAGGACGAUGGCACGAAGCAGCUGAGCAUAUACAGGGCGGCGAGGACAAUAAAACGACGGCAGAACACCCUCUACAACGCCCUCAAAUCAAUCUACGACGACUCAAUCUUUGUCGGAGAAAUCUCCCAGCUCUGGCCGGACCUCCCUCUCCUCGCCAACCUCCGCUGCGGCCUCUGGUAUUCUCCGACUGCCAACUUCCACUCCACCUGCUACUUCAAAUCCACCGACGGCCACACCAACAACUGGUCCUUCAACACCUCCCGCCUCAACCUCCACGUCGCCCAACUUGCCGGACAGAAAGGAGGGUGCUUUAUUGUGGAUGCGACUCGGAAGGGGAAGCGAUUUCCGGAUAGUAUGUCGAAGACGAUUCCGAUUUGGACAUGUGUUUUGAAUCGGGCGAUUUAUAGGCAUUUGAAGAAAGAUCAUCAGAGUGAUUUGUUCAAUGAUGAGGAGCUAAGUACUUCUGGUGAACAUUCUGAAGAGAAUGGACAGACCAAUUUUGAUUGGGAUUGUUCCUUGCAUCUUCCUCUUUGGGUUUCAGAAACAGAGAAGGCAUCUAUCGAGGAUCGAUUAGACGAAUGGACUCAACAGUUGGAAGCCAGCGGUGCUGACAUUGCCUCUCUUGCUUCUUUAUUGAAAAAGCCGCUGCGCCCUCUGUGGAUAUCACAAAAGACUGUGAUUUGGUUGAAUGAAGUUCCGGACCAUGAAUCCUGGGAUUUCACACCCAUCAUUCUUGUUUCUGCCUCUGCCUCUAAUGGUGUUGUACCACACAGGACUAGUUCGGAAUUUAGCUGGAAUUACAUAGCAGGAGCCGGUGAUGAUGAAGAAAGCUGGGCAAAGGGUUUAACACCCACCCUCUUCUGGAACCAUGCCUAUGAUAUUAUCGAUGUGGGGCCUGUUUUGUGUAACCAGAUGGUAGCUGAUAUAGUUGAGAAGGAUCGUGUUUAUCGUGCUCGAAGGGGACAAAUUGCUCCUCAAGUUUCUGUCAAGGCCCCAAAUUUGGUAGAAAACUCAGUUCAUUGUUUGCUCGGCGACUCGUUGUUGCCUUUGGAUAUUUCAAACACGAAUAUGGAUUUAAAUCCUUGUGAUGAAGAUUGUCCUAUGUCAUGGAUGGGUUCAACUGGCCUUGCUGUAGGCAUAUCUCCAACCAGUAUGUUCAAAAUUACUCAUGCUGCAGUAUCUAAAGUUGAUUGCAUAUUGAAUUGUGAUCAAGAGUCAAUCCCUGUUUCUCAUCGGAAUGCUAAAGCAUAUAUGCAUCUUCCUAUGGUGACAUCAAAGUUUGAUCGGUUUUCCUUGUUGAAUAAUCUCCCUUCUGCUGUGAACUUUGCAAAGUUGAAUCUAAGUGAAGGGAAGACCCUCCUAAUUUGUUGCCACAACGGGGAAGAUAUCAGCGUAUGUAUAUGUCUGGCAAUCUUGACUUCAUUAUUUGAUGAUAGAGGAACCUUUGAUGGUGGAAGCUUCUUCAGUGAGACAUGCAUUACAAAAUUAGAAAUGCGGAGAAGACUCGUAACUAUCUGUAAAUAUGUAGUAAAUGCAAGGCCUUCAAGAGGAAACCUGAAGCAAGUUUUUGGUUUUCUUAAUGGCGGAAGAGCUGUCGUGGAGAACGGGCCUGCUUAGACCUUCACUCACAGAAUUAGUUUGACUAAAUUAGCGAAGCAUUUGUGCCGAAAAUAAGCAAGUUGCAUCGUUUCUGGGCCACAGCUUCAAAGCUUACUUUAACAAGUCCAUUUGGGUGUGAUCUGUUGCAAUUUUGAGAGGGAGGCAACUCAUCAGGCAUGGAGCUGUAUAACCGAGUAAUCAUUGUAACAAAGAGAAAGGAACUUUGAGAACAAAGAAGAUACGAGGCUCCCAGUGGGAAGAGGAGAGUUACGUUCAUUCACUUUCAUUCGUUUCGCACUCUCUUGCAUUCUUUAGUAGCUGCUAAAUCCAUGGCAGAACAUGUUUGUUGUAAGUCCAUGGAUAUUUUUGUUGCAAGUCUUCAUUAACGACUCUGGGAUUUCAUUGAAUCGCUUUGAGGUUGAGCUGUCUAUGAUAAAUGUGAAGUGUAAACCCUAGUUCUUUUGAUAUACAAGAUAAAACAUAUCUUAAGAUUUAUUUCACCCAAUGUCAUAUGUUUGAUUUCCCCCUUCUCACGGUAUCGCUUGUAUAUUAAAACAUGGAAAUGUCGGAAAAUUAUGGUA